Molecule: messenger RNA, 793 nt
Organism: Phalaenopsis equestris
Lineage: Eukaryota; Viridiplantae; Streptophyta; Magnoliopsida; Asparagales; Orchidaceae
Exons: 3
Coding region: 99-566 (155 amino acids)
Source: RefSeq, a predicted model, not a curated record
UACGAGAGGGAGGCUACAAGGGUUAUACCGCGGUAAGCGUUGCUUAAGUGCAAAUUUUUUGGCUUCUCUCUCUCUCGGAACAGCACUUAGGAGCAACCAUGGCAUUGGCUUCUGGCGGUCGCUUUAUGCUGCCGCUCAUCCCGUCCCGAAACCCUCCGAGAAAGCUUGUUGUCUUAUACUCUCAAAGCUCUGAUAGUCGGAACCCUAGCCCCUUUCUUCAUCACAGCCCCUCCACCACAACCACACUGACACCGGCGGCGGCGGAAGCGAAGCGUUGCCUUCGAUGCAGCGCUCUCUACGCCGACGCAGAUAACUCUCCGACGGCCUGCGCCUUCCAUGGCCACACCACCGGUGCUACUUUAUAUGAGGAAAGCAAGCCAAGAGAGUCAGAGAGAAAGACAGAUCUUACCAUUAUACUAAUGACAUGCUUAGUGCUACUUAAGAACAGCAGUGGGAGACGAAGGUUUCUCGAAGUUAUGUCAAGAGUGCAAAGUUUUCGCUGUUUCAGAUCGAUUCUGCCGAGGAGACCGGUUGACCGACCAAAAGAAAUUGUUCGAUUCCAAUAAGAGGUCCGUCGGUCGAUGAUCUGUCAGUCGAAAGCUUAUGUCGAUCGAAAGCUUCUAUCAAUCUAUUUCGCUGUAAACUCGAUUGACUUCUUGGCUGAUGGAUUUCCUAUUCUUUAGCUUGUAACUUCAAUUGCCUGGUCUCCAUUUCUGGAUGCUCGAUUUCAUUGAGAUUUGUGUUGGCAUUUUUGUAGUAUAUGUAUUAGUUGCAUUUUUGUAGUAUAUGUAUU